GUAUGAGAAGAGCUCCCGCUUUAUGAAGGAAGGAUAUGAGCGAGACUUCCUGCGAUACCUGCAGAGUCUCCUGGCCGAGGUGGAGCGCAGGAUUCGGAGGGGCCAUGCGCGUUUAGCCCUGUCAGAAGCCCAGCAGAACUCUGGAGCACCGGGUCCAUCUGGGAAGAAUGAGGAGAAAGCUCAGGUCCUCACCAAGAAGAUUGAGGAGCUUGUUCUUCAGAUUGAGGAGUUGGGCUCGGAGGGCCGUGUUGAGGAGGCGCAGGGCAUGAUGAAGCUGGUGGAGCAGCUGAAGGAGGAGAGGGAGCAGCUCAGUUCCAAUCCUUCAACGAUUGAGAGCUUUGCAGCUCAGGAGAAGCAGAUGGAGGUGUGUGAAGUGUGUGGCGCUUUCCUCAUAGUGGGUGAUGCACAGUCCAGAGUGGAUGAUCAUCUAAUGGGCAAGCAGCAUAUGGGAUAUGCCAAAAUCAAAGCCACGGUCGAGGAACUGAAGCUUGUACUGAUAGAUGAACCCUUACACGUCAGCAGGAGUCGUGACCGAGAGAGGAGGCGCAGCCGGGAACGCUCGGACCGGAAGCGACGUUCUCGCAGCAGGGAGAGAAGGAGGUCCCGCAGCUCUGAGCGCAAGAGCCACCGGCACCGCAGCCGCAGCAGAGACAGAGAAAAGGACAGAGGAGACAAAGACAAGGACAAAUCCUCUAGGGACAAAGGUGUGGCCUUUAAUGUAAAUUAGUUCCAGAAGACUUUAUUUGGUUGUU
Molecule: messenger RNA, 752 nt
Organism: Sinocyclocheilus grahami
Lineage: Eukaryota; Metazoa; Chordata; Actinopteri; Cypriniformes; Cyprinidae
Product: luc7-like protein 3
Exons: 5
Biological process (GO): mRNA splice site recognition
Cellular component (GO): U1 snRNP
Molecular function (GO): mRNA binding
Source: RefSeq, a predicted model, not a curated record